GACAUGACUUCCACUUCACCCACUUACCAACUUCUCCAUCUUUCUUUCCCCUUCUCUGUUUUUUUCCCCCCUCUUCAUCUCAUUCUCAUCAGUUCUUUCUCCAUACCAAAAAUGGAAGAUGUUUGGAAAGACAUGACUAAUCUCAUUACAAACAUAACAACCAACCGUCAAGGUCCACUCCUUCAAGACUUCCUUCCUGGUGGGGUAUUUUACAAGGGAAGUCCACUUCCGGACAUGAUCAACUGUGAUUCCUCACAGAACUCAAGUGGUGGUGAUGUUAAUUGUAACAAUGGGAACUUGGAAGUCAUGUGUUCAUUAUCUGGUUCCCAAGUUUGUUUUGAUAAGGUUGGUGUUGGUGUUGGUGUUGGUGUUGAUGUUGGUGUUUUUGAGAGGAAGAAGAUGGAUCAUGAUCAAGAUUUGAGCAACACUGGUAGCCGCGCCGCUCGCCGCCGGCGACGCUUGAUCAAUAACCGUGAAUCCGCCGCACGGUCGCGUGCCAGAAAACAGGCUUACACUGAAGAGCUGGAGAAGGCAGUUACCCAACUGUUAGAAGAGAAUGAACAACUCAAAAGAGAGCGUGAAGAGAUGAGGCUGGAAAUGGGCACUCAACUUUCUACCAAGGCCAUCAGCCUCCAAAGAUCCUCAACCGCUCCAUUUUGAUUUAGAAAAAUAUAUAAAGUAUAGAAGUUAAAAGUUAAAAAGAAGAAGACAGGGAUGUUUGAGUUGGCUCUCUAUUUUAUCUGUUUUUCAUUAUUUGUAAAAAUAAUAUAUGUGUGUGUGUAUAAUAUAUGGACAUGUCUUUUUCCCGGUAACAGGUAUUUUUUUGUUUAA
This is a messenger RNA of Dioscorea cayenensis subsp. rotundata (Guinea yam), 831 nucleotides long. Its product is annotated as ABSCISIC ACID-INSENSITIVE 5-like protein 7. Lineage: Eukaryota; Viridiplantae; Streptophyta; Magnoliopsida; Dioscoreales; Dioscoreaceae. Gene Ontology annotation, biological process: positive regulation of DNA-templated transcription. The transcript is spliced from 3 exons. Bases 4 to 660 code for a protein of 218 amino acids. The record is from RefSeq and is a predicted model, not a curated record. Gene Ontology annotation, cellular component: nucleus. Gene Ontology annotation, molecular function: DNA-binding transcription factor activity.